Malus domestica (apple) is the source of this 1362-nucleotide messenger RNA. RefSeq lists its product as uncharacterized. The record is from RefSeq and is a predicted model, not a curated record. Lineage: Eukaryota; Viridiplantae; Streptophyta; Magnoliopsida; Rosales; Rosaceae.
UUCUAUUUUACUUAUUAAUCACAACGACGUCGUUUAUCUUAUGCUGUUCUACUUCUAUGACUCCUACAUUCGCACCCGGAGCAUCAGCCCAGCUUCCCUGCGCCGCAUCCUAUCUCGCCAUAUGAUAAUCUUCGACUCUCUCUCUCUGCGACGGCCGGCCGGCCGGAUUGCUUUUGAUAACUCCCGCAGGAUUGCUUUGGAUAACUCCCGCAGGUGCACGAAGCGUGACUCUGGUAAAUUCCCGAAGAUUCUUAUAUACUUGUUGAGUGCUGGAACUUGAAGUUGAACUGUCAUCAUAUUCCCCUUUCACUGCAAUGGAUCCUAAUGGUUCUUUUGAUGAAAAGAGUGAAAGUAGAAUCUACAUUGGUAACCUUGAUCUGAGAAUAACGGAGGCUGCUCUAAUUAAGAUGUUUUCUCCGUUUGGGAAGAUUAUAACCGAGGACUUUCUGUGGCACACACGUGGCCGAAAGCGCGGAGAGCCACGGGGUUUUGCUUUCAUCUAGUAUAGCAGCAAAGAGGAAGCAAGAUUGGCCAAGGAGAAGAUGCAUGGGAGACUAGCAUGUGGACGCCCGCUGGUUGUCCGCGUUUCCAGUGACAAGUACUUGGUAGAACCAGCAGAGAAUUCUUCCAAAGGAGUGGGCGAGGCCACCAAAACGAGCGCUUCUGGCACUAGUUCAGGACAGAUGAGCCGGAGCUCCAAAAUUACAGCAAUCAAGAACAAAUUGAAGGCUCUGGAGGAGGAGGGCUACAGCGCCAAGAAGCAGAAGCAAGAAGCCGACACAUCUUUGCAAUAAGAAUGUUGCUUCCAUCGAUAAAUCUGCUCAAUUCCAAGUUGUAAUCUUCCUACACUUGGCCCGGUUGAACAUAAUAGUGACAGUACAGUUGAUUCAGUUUGGGAUUUACAAAACUAUCCCAGCUUUUGGAGUUAUUUUACUGAUUCAGCGGGUAUUCUUUGCAGUGUUGGGGGGUAGCGGGAGCGUAUGGAAUGUCAUCAACACCGCGCCUGGUAUCUUUUUCCUUGCUCUAGUUCAAGUAACCCUCCAUCUUGCCAUGGUACUUGGAUUGGGAAGGCUACUUCGGUUAGUUCAAAUAAUCGUCCAAUGUCGGAGGGCCAACGACAGCAGCGGAAUGGCGAGGUCCAAAGGAUGGGAUUCGUUGGUUGUUCCUGCAAUCCUUGCGGGCAAUUUUGGAGUUGCCAUUGCAACACUUCUUGGCAGUGGUUUUGGAAUGAUAGUCCUCAGACACUUGCAGAAAAUUUGGUUUACAUAUUAUUACUGUGUCAUCUCGGCAUUAGGGCGAGCUUUGGCACCAUAAAAAGGUUACUCUUUUGUGAUUAAAAGGUUACAUAUUUGAAUCCUAGAA